AUGCAGGAGGUGUCUAUAAAGGCGAGAGCCGUGUUUGAACAUCAAAUCGUCAUAACCAGACCUGGCCAGGAACUAUAUUGGAACUUCAAAACGGUCAAACACAAUGUCAGCUUUGGUCUAUUUCUAAAACGAGGAUCAACUACCGAUCUUGGAAAACUGACUUUGGUUAGUGGAGAUCAACACGAUAUUGGCAAGAGCUACCAAGUUGGUGGUAGUGGCAGUAGCAAUGAUCAUAAUAAUACUGCUGCUGCUGCUAGUAUCACACCGUCUUCCAUCCUCACCGACUCGUCUACAAGCCUGCACCGACAACCACAGGCAGCUGUGGCACAUUCCUCAUACCAACAACACAAUAAUUCACCACCUCCAUCACCAUCCCGAUUCAAACCACUAGCAAAAUCACAUUCAUUUAGUGCUGGUUCAGCUGAGUCACCUGCUAGACCACGCACCCCUAAACGCCAAAACUCCAAAGUCAUGAACCCUGAAAUGAUGGAGUUGAUUGCUGUAAGACUGGUCGAGUCGGGGCGUCAUACGAUUAGAGGAUCUUAUCUCGUUACAGAGCCGGGCACUUAUAUCUUGCUGUUUGAUAACUCGUUUAGUAUAAACACGAGUAAAAAGUUAUUGUUCUUUGUCGCUUUACGGGAUGCUGUAUUGCCCAUUCGUGUCGCCGCUGAUGAGAACUUGGAGGGUUGGCUGUUGAAGAAGGGCAAUAAGAGAUUACAAGGGUAUUCCAGACGCUGGGUGAGAAUACAAUCAGAUGGCAUGUUGUCGUAUUCGAAAAAGCCAGGCUCUCUAAAUCAUGGAACUGUAGAUUUGGCGAGAUGUGCUGUUAGAUUAGAUCAUGAUCACCUACUCAUUGAUAUCGACUCUGGAAGCAGUCUAUACCACUUCAAAAGCUUAUCCCAAGAUGAAUUUUCAACAUGGGUUGCUGCCAUUCAGAAAUGCCUUCCUCAAAAGCAUCCUAGUAAUCUUGGAGGUCUCAGUGGUGGAGCUGCUGGAGGUAGCGAUACUCGUGGUCUCGGAUUGGCAAGUAACGAAUCAUUAUAUCAGGCCAAUGGAAUAGGUGGUUCUUCUACGCCUCCUGAAGAAACCAAUAUCGAAGGCUGGAAACGACGAAUGGACGCCACGCUGGAAGAAAUCACUGUAAACAUGAAGGCUGUGGAGCUCCUCUUGAUGUCUGACAAGGGAGCUAAACAUCAAGAUGCAGCAAAUACUUUGACUUCUACACUCAAGGCGACAGAAGAAUCGAUUGUGUCUCUCAAACGAGAUGCUGCAGCUGUAGUUACUCAAUAUCAGUGUAGCAAGACUCGUAUUGUCCAACUUGAAUCGGCGUUACAGGCAGCACUUAGAGAUAAUAACGAAUUGCGAGACAAUCUCGGCAUACCCCCCAUGUCUCCCACCCUAUCGCCCGUACAACGAGCCACGGAUGGUGAUGAUGAACGUACCGACUUAUUGGGAGAACCAGCACCAUCUAUACGAGAAGACGUGUUCUUUGAUGCUGAAGACCAAGCAGGCAUUACAGGUGCUGCUUCCGAAUCGGAUGAAGAUGAAUUAUAUGAAGUGCUGGAUGACGAUGACGAGGACGAGUCAGAGGAGGAGCAAGAAAAGCAAAGGCCUGACGGGUCUGUUCAAGGUGGCCUAGAUGCAAAAAAUCUUGGUCUUUGGGGUAGCGAUGCUAGUAUGGUACAAAGGAGGAGAGUCUUACCUGCUCCACCAGUAUCGCUACAGAAUCUAUCAGUGUUUGGGAUUUUGAAGAAUAAUGUUGGCAAGGAUCUGUCGACUAUAUCCAUGCCAGUAGCAUUCAACGAACCGAUAAAUCUCUUACAGCACCUCGCCGAAGAGCUCGAAUACUGUGAGCUACUGGACCGUGCAUCAUCAACACCAAACCCAGUCGACCGUCUAGUCCUCAUAACAGCAUUUGCGAUAUCCUCAGUAGCAUACUCGGCAAACAAGGCGCGUCGAAAACCAUUCAACCCUCUACUCGGUGAGACAUAUGAAUGCGUUCGACCUGAUAAAGGAUUUAGAUUCAUAAGUGAAAAGGUGUCUCAUCAUCCUGCUAUAAUGGCUUGCCAUGCCGAGUCGCCCAAGUAUGAGUUUACUCAGGACUCGUUAGUCAAGACUAAAUUUUGGGGCAAGAGUGUUGAGUUGGUUACCACAGGUGCUAUUUCAUUGUUGCUGAAGGAAUUUGGCGAGAGGUAUUCCUGGGGCAAGCCUAAUUCCUGCAUCAGGAACGUGUUUUCGACGACGGGGAGGUAUACUGAACAUUAUGGUAGUAUAACUGUUACAAACCAUAAGACAGGUCAUUAUGUGGACCUCAAAUUCAAAGAAGCAUCCAUGUUUGGGGCAGGGCAGAAUGAGAUUAGUGGUACCGUUUAUGAUGCAUCUGGUCGUGUUGUUACUUGUAUUGGAGGACGAUGGGAUGAAAACCUAUACAAGUUUGACCCAUCAUCACCAAACGUGGUGGAAAUAGUAUGGAGACUGAAUCCAUUCCCACAUGAUUCGGCAAAUAAUUAUGGAUUUACACAGUUUGCUAUUGAAUUGAAUGAACUGACGCCAGACCUCAAAGGUGUCAUACCACACACCGAUACACGUUACCGUCCUGACCAACUGCUAUACGAGGCCGGACGAGCCGAAGAAGCUGAUAAAGAAAAGGAGAGACUGGAACAGAAGCAACGAGAGUGGAGGAAGCUGUCCACUACAGAUGCUAAUGGAAGUCAUGUAUAUAAACCGGAAUGGUUUGAUGCUGUGGAAGAUGAGGAGACGGGAGAGACUGUGUACAAGUUUAAUGGACGGUAUUGGCAGGAGAGGGGACAGUUUAGGAAGAUUCGAGAGUUGUGGUGA
This is a messenger RNA of Synchytrium microbalum, 2838 nucleotides long. RefSeq lists its product as uncharacterized. The transcript has 11 exons. NCBI's taxonomy places the organism in Eukaryota, Fungi, Chytridiomycota, Chytridiomycetes, Synchytriales, Synchytriaceae. Gene Ontology annotation, cellular component: intracellular membrane-bounded organelle; plasma membrane; cytosol. The record is from RefSeq and is a predicted model, not a curated record. The coding region runs from base 1 to 2838 and encodes 945 amino acids. Gene Ontology annotation, molecular function: sterol binding. Gene Ontology annotation, biological process: exocytosis; endocytosis; maintenance of cell polarity.